Molecule: messenger RNA, 605 nt
Organism: Anopheles maculipalpis
Lineage: Eukaryota; Metazoa; Arthropoda; Insecta; Diptera; Culicidae
Product: 60S ribosomal protein L22-like
Exons: 3
Coding region: 80-520 (146 amino acids)
Biological process (GO): cytoplasmic translation
Cellular component (GO): ribosome
Molecular function (GO): structural constituent of ribosome; RNA binding
Source: RefSeq, a predicted model, not a curated record
UUGCUGGAACGGAUGUACGAUUCCGUGUUAGCAUGCCCAACCCUAGCUCUUUCUUACUUCAACUAUCACCGGAAAAGUCAUGGCUCCCGUGGAUAAGGCAGCGAAUGCGGUGAAAACCAAGCCUGGUGCACCGAAAGCAGGAAAGAAUGUGCUUCGCGGCAAGAACCCCUUGAAGAAGAAGCGCGAGCACCUUCGAUAUGGAGUCGACUGCACCAACAUCGCCGAGGAUAACAUCAUGGAUGUGUCCGACUUUGAAAAGUUCCUGAAGGAACGCUUUAAGGUGAACGGUAAGGCCGGCAACUUGGGCACCAACGUUAGCUUCGAGCGUCAGAAGAUGAAGGUGUACGUCAAUUCGGAUGUCCACUUCUCCAAGCGCUACCUCAAAUACUUGACCAGGAAGUAUUUGAAAAAGAACAGUCUGCGCGACUGGAUCCGCGUCGUGUCCAACGACAAAGAUCUGUACGAGCUGCGCUACUUCCGCAUCAGCUCUAAUGAUGACGACGAGGAAGAGAACGAGUGAACCCUAUCCGGGAGUGGAGUGAUUGGUGAAAAUAUAAUGUAAAUCCAUUUACGUGAAAACCAAUAUACGGAGGUGAAUAAUUGCA